AUGUCCCGCGCAAACCCGCCCAAUAACGCGUCGGCGUCGCGCAAAAUUUCCUUCAACGUCAGCGAGCAGUACGAUAUUCAGGAUGUUGUCGGUGAAGGCGCCUACGGUGUUGUCUGCUCUGCCAUUCACAAGCCAUCUGGUCAAAAAGUGGCCAUCAAGAAGAUUACACCGUUUGAUCAUUCCAUGUUUUGUCUCCGAACACUUCGCGAAAUGAAGCUUCUCCGAUACUUCAACCAUGAAAACAUUAUCUCUAUUCUCGAUAUCCAGAAGCCCAGAGGCUAUGACUCGUUCAACGAAGUCUAUCUCAUCCAGGAGCUCAUGGAGACCGACAUGCACCGAGUCAUUCGCACCCAGGACCUUUCGGACGAUCACUGCCAAUACUUCAUCUACCAGACCCUCCGCGCCCUCAAGGCCAUGCACUCUGCCAAUGUGCUGCAUAGAGACUUGAAGCCCUCCAACCUCCUGCUGAACGCCAACUGCGACCUCAAGGUCUGUGAUUUUGGUCUUGCCAGAUCUGCCGCUUCGCAGGAAGAUAACUCUGGUUUCAUGACUGAAUACGUCGCUACUCGCUGGUACCGUGCGCCUGAAAUCAUGUUGACUUUCAAGGAGUACACGAAGGCCAUUGAUGUUUGGUCUGUAGGUUGUAUUCUCGCCGAAAUGCUGAGCGGAAAGCCUCUUUUUCCAGGCAAGGAUUAUCACCAUCAGCUGACUUUAAUUCUUGACGUUCUUGGUACUCCAACUAUGGAAGAUUACUACGGAAUCAAGUCUCGCCGCGCUCGCGAGUACAUUCGCUCUCUGCCCUUCAAGAAGAAGGUCCCCUUCCGCACGCUAUUCCCUAAGACGUCUGAUCUGGCUCUUGACCUGCUAGAGAAGCUUCUUGCGUUCAACCCCGUGAAGCGAAUUACGGUCGAGGAAGCUCUCAAGCACCCAUACCUUGAGCCCUACCACGACCCCGAAGACGAGCCGACCGCCCCUCCGAUUCCCGAGGAGUUUUUCGAUUUUGACAAGCACAAGGACAACUUGAGCAAAGAGCAGUUGAAGCAGCUUAUUUACCAGGAGAUUAUGCGGCCCAUCAGGCUGGACCUUGGGUCGCUGGGAGAAGUGCAAUUCAUUUUGCCAUUGUGA
Akanthomyces muscarius is the source of this 1125-nucleotide messenger RNA. RefSeq lists its product as uncharacterized. The record is from RefSeq and is a predicted model, not a curated record. Gene Ontology annotation, biological process: intracellular signal transduction; protein phosphorylation. Gene Ontology annotation, cellular component: cytoplasm; nucleus. Bases 1 to 1125 code for a protein of 374 amino acids. Lineage: Eukaryota; Fungi; Ascomycota; Sordariomycetes; Hypocreales; Cordycipitaceae. The transcript is spliced from 5 exons. Gene Ontology annotation, molecular function: MAP kinase activity; ATP binding.